CCCGAAAUUACGCUUCAAUGCCAUCCCCCAAAUCCCUCAUCUCUCGGCCCAAAAACCGACACAGCUUCUUCAUCAUCAUCUCCAAAUUUCUUCUUCCCAUCUCUCUCCUUCAGAGCCCAACACUCUCUCUCUCGAAUCGAAAAUGGAGCCAUGGGCUGACGACCUCGCCGACGAUUUGCAGAGCGUGAGUUUCACGUCUACCGGCACCACCGUCAACCGGAGUACCAGCUCCGGCUCUCGUUCCUCCUCCUCCGCCGCCGGAAUCACGCCGGCCACUUCAGCUCACAGCUCAUUCUCCUCCUCGAAACUCCCUCUCUCUCUCCGGUCGUCUCUCUCGCUCUCUGAUCUCCGGUUCUGCCUCCGCCUCGGCUCCGGCGACAUCGGCUCCGUCUUCCUGGCCGAGCUCAAAUCCUCCUCCGUCUCGGGAGAUUAUCCAAUCUUUGCCGCGAAAGUGAUGGACAAGAAGGAGGUCGCGAGUCGAAGCAAGGAAGGUAGGGCGAAGACGGAGAGAGAGAUCCUCGAAUCGCUCGACCAUCCGUUUCUCCCUACGCUCUACGCCGCUAUAGAUUCUCCAAAAUGGCUGUGCCUGUUAACGGAGUUUUGUCCCGGUGGCGACCUCCACGUUCUCCGUCAGAAACAGUCUCACAAACGUUUCCACGAAUCGGCCGUCAGGUUCUACGCAUCGGAAGUGAUCGUGGCCCUCGAGUACCUUCACAUGAUGGGAAUUGUAUACCGUGACCUGAAACCCGAAAACGUUCUGGUCAGAUCAGACGGGCAUAUCAUGCUUACCGACUUUGAUCUCUCCUUAAAAUGCGAUGAUUCCGCUUCAACGCCUCAGAUAGUGUUGAACCGGAAUCAGCCUCCCAACGAUUCGUCUCAGCAGAGUAGUGAUCACAGGAUCAUGGAUCAUACCACUUCCUCCUCCUCCUCCUGCAUAAUUCCCAACUGCAUUGUCCCUGCCGUUUCGUGUUUUCACCCGAAAAUGCGGAGACGGAAAAAGAAAAUGGGUCAUCGUAACGGUCCCGAGCUUGUGGCUGAACCGUUGGAUGUCAGGUCCAUGUCUUUCGUCGGCACGCAUGAGUACUUGGCCCCUGAGAUCGUUUCAGGGGAAGGGCAUGGGAGUGCAGUGGACUGGUGGACAUUAGGGAUAUUCAUGUUCGAACUCUUCUACGGGGUGACGCCGUUCAAGGGCGUGGACCACGAGUUAACCUUAGCGAACAUAGUGGCUCGAGCCCUCGAGUUCCCCAAGGACCCGGCGGUUCCAGCCGUGGCCAAGGACCUGAUCUCUCAGCUCCUGGCCAAGGACCCGAUCAAGCGGUUGGGGUCGAGCAUGGGAGCCUCGGCCAUAAGACGUCACCCUUUCUUUCAAGGAGUGAACUGGGCUUUGCUCCGAUGUACUCAGCCCCCUUAUGUUCCUCCUCCCUUUACCAAAGAGGUUGUUGUUUCCCAUGACUCCACUCUCACUGUCGAGUAUUAUUAGCCGAUAGUCGAAUAUAUAUUAUAUUUAUAUAUUUUUAUAAUUUAAA
Molecule: messenger RNA, 1526 nt
Organism: Tarenaya hassleriana
Lineage: Eukaryota; Viridiplantae; Streptophyta; Magnoliopsida; Brassicales; Cleomaceae
Product: protein kinase G11A
Exons: 3
Coding region: 143-1480 (445 amino acids)
Biological process (GO): protein phosphorylation
Cellular component (GO): nucleus; cytoplasm; plasma membrane
Molecular function (GO): protein serine/threonine kinase activity; ATP binding
Source: RefSeq, a predicted model, not a curated record